AUGGCUUCCAAAUCAAAUAACAUGGACACAAAUAAAUUGACUGUAGAGACCGGAGAUUCUUUUUCUAGUCUACUUGAAUUUGCUGCCAACAAUGAUGUCGUGGAAUUCAAGAGAUCCAUUGAGCUUAAUUUGUCUGCGGUUGACGAGGUUGGUAUUUGGUACCUUCGCAAGAAGGGUUCAAAGCAGAUAACGCCUGAGGAAAGAACUCCCUUGAUGGUUGCUGCUACCUAUGGUAGUGUUGAUGUAUUGAAACUGAUGGUUGCUCUGCCGGAGGUUGAUUUGAAUAGAAUAUGUGGCAAAGACAAGUGUACUGCCCUCCAUUGUGCUGCCUCUGGUGGCUCUAUUCGCGUCUUUGACACCGUCAAGCUGCUAUUAUCGGCUGGUGCUGACCCAAAUAUUGAAGAUGCCAACGGCCAGCGCCCAGUUGAUGUGAUUGUUGUUCCUCCAAAACUUCUGGGUGUUAGAGCUGCUCUCGAAGAAUUGCUUGUGUACAAUGCUUCUGAUGGAUCAUUAGGCGAGUACAAUUUAAGGGUGUCUGUAUCCGACUCCAAUGCUUCUUCGUCGGUUCUAUCUUCUUCAGAAAGUGGGUCGCCAGGUUCACCUUUGGAUUCAGCAUCUUCUCCUAUGGCUUCUAAGUUGAGUGACGGGCCUGCUAAAUUUACAUCGGAGAAAAAGCAAUACCCGGUGGAUCCAUCUCUUCCAGAUAUCAAGAAUAGUAUUUUCUCAACCGAUGAGUUUCGGAUGUUUUCAUUCAAGGUCAGGCCUUGUUCAAGGGCCUACUCUCAUGAUUGGACUGAGUGUCCAUUUGUUCACCCUGGAGAGAAUGCUCGCAGAAGAGACCCACGGAAGUAUCAUUACAGCUGUGUACCUUGUCCUGAUUUUCGUAAGGGUGCCUGUAGGCGAGGGGAUAUGUGCGAGUAUGCUCAUGGUGUGUUUGAGUGCUGGCUACACCCAGCUCAGUAUCGGACAAGACUGUGCAAGGAUGGCACUAGCUGUGCCAGACAAGUAUGUUUCUUUGCACACACCCCGGAGGAGCUUCGACCCCUCUAUGUUUCAACUGGAUCUGGCGUUCCUUCACCAAGGUCAGCUGCCUCUGCAGCUAGUGUCAUGGACAUGGCUGCAGCAUUGAGCCUCUUGCCUGGGUCACCUUCUUCACACAGUGUCAUGUCUCCUGCAUACUACCAGCCCAUGUCCCCGACUGCAAAUGGGAUGUCGCGUUCAUCUGCAGCAUGGCCUCAACCGAACGUCCCAACCCUUCAUCUCCCUGCUAGCAACUUCCAAUCCAGUCGUCUCAGAUCUUCCCUUAGUGCUCGAGACAUUCUACCUGAGGAUUUGAACAUGUUGCAGGAUUUUAAUGCUCAGCAACUUGUAAUGAAUGACUUGGCUUGUUUUUCACACCCACAUCCUAAUUCUGCUACUUUGAAUCGUUCUGGUCGGUCCAAGACACUAACUCCAUCCAAUCUUGAAGAGCUUUUUUCUGCGGAGAUGACCUCGUCACCUAGAUAUUCUGAUCAGGCAGCGUCUUCUGGUGUUUUUUCUCCUGCCCACAAAUCUGCUGUUCUCAAUCAGUUUCAGCAGCAACAGCAGAACAUGCUUUCACCGAUCAAUACUAACAUAUUUUCCCCUAGAAAUGUUGAACACUCUUUGUUGCAUGCUUCCUGCGGUGUCUCAUCUCCAAGGAUGUCUUCACCAAGAAGUGUGGAACUCUCAUCCCCAAUGAGUGCCUGUUAUUCAACCCUUGCACAACGCGAGAAGCAGCAGCAACAGCUGCGUAGCCUCAGUUCUCGGGAUCUUGGAUCCAACCGCUCCUCAAUUGUUGGAUCUCCCGUGAAUUCGUGGACCACCACCAAGUGGGGAGCCCCCAACGGUAAAGUUGAUUGGUCUGUUAAUGGAGCCAAUCUUGCUCAUGUAAAGCAAUCAACCUCCGUUGAACCUGAUAAUGAGGAUGAGGAGCCCGAUCUGUCGUGGGUACAAUCUCUUGUCAAAGAAUCACCACCUGAGAUGAUGGACAAGUAUGCAGCUCCCAUUUCUGGUGCUGAGCCAUCCGGUGAGGGUUCAAAAUCGAGUUCUCAAAUUGAUUCUUCUAUUGAUCAGUCAGUUUUAGGAGCUUGGCUCGAGCAGAUGCAACUUGAUCAGCUCGCAGUCUAG
This is a messenger RNA of Fraxinus pennsylvanica, 2148 nucleotides long. NCBI's taxonomy places the organism in Eukaryota, Viridiplantae, Streptophyta, Magnoliopsida, Lamiales, Oleaceae. The record is from the annotation of a GenBank genome assembly.